Messenger RNA from Sardina pilchardus (European sardine), 627 nucleotides. RefSeq lists its product as uncharacterized. The record is from RefSeq and is a predicted model, not a curated record. Lineage: Eukaryota; Metazoa; Chordata; Actinopteri; Clupeiformes; Clupeidae. The coding region runs from base 4 to 627 and encodes 207 amino acids. The transcript is spliced from 5 exons.
CAUAUGAAUCUUUCUCCCAUGAUACGCCACCUUGUGGAAAACAUGACGGAAGAGCAUUGGAGAAUCGUCCGUGAGGCUCUAUGUGUGCCUAGGACCAGGGAAGAAGUUUGCCAGCUUUGUGCCGGCAUAGUAGUGAAAGUGGUCCGGACGGCUCAUUAUUACCUAAUCCCAGCCCUCGGUGAAGUUCUGGCUGUUCCUGCUGCACAUGUCAUUCUAUAUGGAACGAAAAGGUUUGGCACUUCAGAGGCCAAGAAUGCUGAAGAGUCAUGUCUGGGAGAAGGACCUCAGAGAAUUACCUAUGAAAGGCCCUUGGCAGCUGCCAAGAUGGAAGUAGAUGGGAUUUUGCAGGAGCCUGUCAGGAUAGUCAGUGGUUUGCCGUCAGCUGUGCCUGCGUUAGUGAAGGAACCCAAGUCUGAAGCCUCAGGACUUUCCAGCUCUAUCCCGCUGCUCAACCAGCUGACUGAUGGCGAAUUUCAAAAUAGGGCAACAAAUCGAGUCAGUGAGAUUUUGCUCAGAAAUCUUGAGAACGAUUCCUGCCCUGAAUUACCAGCUGGCAUGUCUGUUGAAGAUCACGAUGAUGAUGAAGAAGAGGAUGAUGAUGAGCCAAAUGCCCGAGUGGAAAAGUGA